UAUUCAAAUUUUGCAUAUGACUUUAAAAGUAUCAUCAACUUUUUGUCAUUAAGGAAUUUAUUUCACUUUAAUUAUAGAUCCUUUCUCUUUUGUUGGAAAUCGUAAUUAUUAAUUCAUACCAUGAAUACCCAUUCUAUAGACGAAUUCGUGUUCAAUACAUCAGUACGGGAAACCACUACUGAGAAAGUCUCUGUUCCCCACAAAGAACUCUCCAAGGAUAGCGAUGAUGACGAUGAAAAAAGAACGCCUCUAAAUAUCACUACUAAGAAAUACUAUGAAAGCAAUGCUGGAGAUGGAACUAUCGCUACUGAUCAUCAUUUACAAGGUACUCAACUAUGGUUAACUCUAGCCUCAUGUUUCAUAACUUUAUUUGUUUCAGCCUUAGAUCAAACUAUCGUGGUAACUAUUUUCAGUACAGUUGGUAAUGAAUUCAACGCAUUUGAUAGAAUUGAUUGGUUAACUUCAGGUUAUUUAUUACCCAUGUGUGUAUUAAGUCCAACCUAUGGGAAAAUCUCCAUUGCAUUUGGAAGGAAAUCAACUCUUAUAGCUGGUAUUUCCGUGUUUGAAAUUGGUUCAAUUAUAUCAGCUCUUGCUACUAGUAUGGAUAUGUUAAUUGCCGGAAGAGUGGUACAAGGAUUAGGAGCUGGUUGUAUAGCUACACUUAUUUCAAUUAUUGUUACUGAAUCAGUUCCCAUUUCAUACCGAAGUUAUUCAUUAAGUAUGUUGGCUAUUGCUUAUGCCUUCGCCAGUGUGGCAGGUCCAUUCAUUGGUGGAGCAUUUACAACUCAUGUAACUUGGAGAUGGAAUUUUUAUUUAAAUUUACCUACUGGAGGCAUAUCACUUUUGAUUUUAAUUUUCAGUUAUCAUCCACCAAAAAUAAGAGGAAGAUUCAUUGAUAAUGUGAAAAAGAUUGACUAUUUGGGAAAUAUACUCUUAAUAUUAGGAUUGGUUCUUUUCCUUUUGGGGUUAACGUUUGGAGGAUCACUGUUUGCGUGGUUUUCAGCUCCCGUUUUGAUAUGUCUUAUCUUUGGAGUGUUCUUUAUCGUGGCAUUUGCAUUUGAAAACUUUUUUGUUUCAAAAUCUCCUAUAUUUUAUAAAGAAUUCUUUCAAAUUCCUCAAAUUUUAUUUUCUGGUUUAAGUGGAUUUUUCAAUUAUGCAUUCUUUCUUGGAAAUAUUACGUAUUUAACCGUAUAUUUCCAAAUCAUACUUAAUCAUUCUGCAUUUCAAUCAGGUAUUGAUUUGUUACCUUUGAUUAUUAGUGUAACUAUUGCAGCUUUUAUAAAUGGAGUCUUAAUCAAAAAGACAAGAUUUGUUAAGCCUUACUAUAUAUUGUCUGGAGUGUUUGGAGCCAUCGGAGGAGGAUUGUUAUUAAUGUUGGGACGUGAAACUCCUUUCCACAAACGUAUGGGAUACUUGAUUGCCAUGGGUUGCUCUGUUGGACUUCAAAUUCAAAGUACAAUUAUCUCAUGUCAAUUGAAAGCACCCAAUGAUUUAACUGGCUCAUUGAUCUUAGUGACUACUUGGGCUAAUUUCUCCCGGUUCUUAGGAGGUACGAUGGGAAUUAUUCUUGCAACUGUCAUAUUCCAAGCUUCUAGUACAUCAUCAAUUACGAAAAUCAUUGAAGCAUUACCUUAUGAGACUAAAAAGCAAUUUGCAAAUAUAUCAGCUCAAGCAUUUUUAAGUUCACCUAAAGAGAUUCAAAAAUUACCCGUAGAUGUACAACAACAAAUCUUCGAUAAAUUAAUGGAAGCCAUUCACAAUACGUUUAUAUUUGGAUUAGCUAGUGCUUCAACUGGUCUUGUUUGUUCAAUCUUUGCUACCAAUAAGAGAAUCCCAAAAGAUGAAGAUAUCCUUCAUAAGGGAGAUGAAACUGAAGCUUUAGUACCAUCUUCAGAAGCAUAGUUUCUCUCUUUAUUUAUGACAAUUUUAACGAUAUUAUUUCUAUGUAUUUAUCACUGUAGAAUUUGCAACUCUUCAUUUCCCUUCUUUGAGUUUAUAUAUUCCCGCACGUGACCAUUUUAUUUCC
Molecule: messenger RNA, 2026 nt
Organism: Scheffersomyces coipomensis
Lineage: Eukaryota; Fungi; Ascomycota; Pichiomycetes; Serinales; Debaryomycetaceae
Product: MDR family MFS transporter
Exons: 1
Coding region: 121-1902 (593 amino acids)
Biological process (GO): transmembrane transport
Cellular component (GO): plasma membrane
Molecular function (GO): transmembrane transporter activity
Source: RefSeq, a predicted model, not a curated record